Fusarium graminearum PH-1 is the source of this 1332-nucleotide messenger RNA. RefSeq names its product exopolygalacturonase precursor. Gene Ontology annotation, molecular function: polygalacturonase activity. NCBI's taxonomy places the organism in Eukaryota, Fungi, Ascomycota, Sordariomycetes, Hypocreales, Nectriaceae. The transcript has 6 exons. The record is from RefSeq and is a predicted model, not a curated record. Bases 1 to 1332 code for a protein of 443 amino acids. Gene Ontology annotation, biological process: carbohydrate metabolic process.
AUGCACAUCAGCAAUCUCCUAUCAGCUGCCACUCUUUGCGCAUUGGCGACAUCGGUAGCUGGCAAUCCCAAACCUCACAAUGACCUACCUAAGAGGCCUCAUGUUGUAGCUGCACCCUAUGGCACAGGCAAAGCCUUCCCACACUCUCCUCCACGAUCUACCAAGGACCUUUGCUAUGUGAAGCCUACCAAGGGAAAGAAGAAGGAUGACAGCCCUCGCAUCCUGAAGGCGUUCAAGAAGUGCAACAAAGGAGGAACCAUUGUGCUUGACAAGAACUACACCAUCGCUUCGCCACUGGACUUAACAUGGCUGUCUCAUGUCGACGUCGUCAUUACUGGCGAGAUCCAUUUCAAGUCUGAUCCUUACUACUGGGCCGAGAACAGCUUCAAAUAUGACUUCCAGAACAUGUCUUCUUUCUGGAAGAUUGGUGGCAAGGAUAUUAAUAUUUACGGGGAUUUGAGCAAUGACCAGUCUGUGCUUGAUGGUCAUGGUCAAGACUACUGGAAGGAGUAUGUAACCAAUAAGACUUUAAUGCGACCUAUUCUCUUGACCAUCGAAGAUGCUCAUGGACUUACCAUGUCAAACAUGAGAAUGCGAAACUCACCCAACUGGUUCAACAUCAUCAUCAACAGUACCGACGUGCUCAUCAGCGACCUCGAUCUCCGUGCCAAGAGCACUGACGGUGUCAAGAUUGCCAACUCUGAUGGCUGGGACACCUACCGUUCCGAUCGAGUUGUGAUCCAGAACUCAUACAUUGACAACACCGAUGUUGUCCAGAACCUUGUCUGCAAUGGCUCUCAUGGAAUCAGCGUCGGCUCGCUGGGCCAGUACAAGGGUAAAGUCGAUAUUGUGGAGAACCUGUACAUCUACAACAUCUCCAUGUCAAAUGCCAGUGACGGAGCUCGAAUCAAGGUCUGGCCCGGCGUUGAAAGCCUUUUCCAGGAUAACCUCAACGGUGGCGGAGGCCUUGGACGUGUGAGGAACGUCACUUAUGAUGGUUUCUACCACGAGAACAACGACAAUGCCAUCACCAUUACUCAAUGCUACGGUCAGAAGAACCAGACUCUUUGCAACCAGUUCCCGGCCAACCUGACUAUCGAGGACAUUACCAUGAAGAACUUCUGGGGUACAGUUUCAAAGAAGUUCGAUCCUCGAGCUGGGUCGCUGGUCUGCAGUGCACCUGACCGAUGCAGUAACAUUGUGGCUAAAAACAUCACCGUGGGUGUGCCUAGCAAGAAGCCGCCUGUCUACGACUGUUACAACCUUGACGAAAGUACUUUGGACAUCACUUGCCAGGAUCCCACUACGGAUCGGGACAUGACCAACGGUUAA